AUGAUUUUUCAUACUUCCUCUCUCUUCUUCGUGGCUCUUCUCAAUGGCUUGCUCUUCCAACAAUCUCUCGCUGACUCUCGUCUGGUCGUACGAGCAAAAGAUGCAGACACAUACUGUUUCAUUUUACCCAAAUCUCGUAUGACAAUCGGUGAAAGCGAGAAUGGAUCGAAUGAUUUGGUGAAUUCGUGGUGCACGCAACCCUACGAUGGACAAUGGCAACUUCCAAAUGAUUUCUGGACGAAUGGACCGCAUUUCGUAGAAAAGCGAUACAAUGAUGGCAAUUUACGUUACAAACAAAUCACUGGCUGUAUUAAUGCCAACAAGCUGCCCACUUUAGUACCCGGCGAUGGUGGCGGUCAAUACGAUUCAAAUGGAGGUGAUGGAGGAAGAGGUAACCCAAGAGAUAGUAGUUGCAGAGGCUUUGCUUCAUAUGUCGAAUUGGUUGAGCCAGAUGUAGGCAGAAUUUGCAUUCGAUGCUGCAAAGAUCCGAACGAUUGUCCCUUGCACAUGGACACAAGUGGAUGCCCGGCUGUUAUUCCAGGCCAAUACUGUUGA
Messenger RNA from Meira miltonrushii, 555 nucleotides. RefSeq lists its product as uncharacterized. The transcript is spliced from 3 exons. Bases 1 to 555 code for a protein of 184 amino acids. The record is from RefSeq and is a predicted model, not a curated record. Lineage: Eukaryota; Fungi; Basidiomycota; Exobasidiomycetes; Exobasidiales; Brachybasidiaceae.